AUGGAGACAAUCAGAGGAACUUUUAACUUAGGUGAAAACAUGAUGAAAUCAUCAAAUGACAGGGACAUAUAUACAUCGUCAUCGUUAAUGAAACCUAGAACCACACUUGUUGUUAUUAAAGCUAAGCAUAUUCAAAAGGCUGUUUCAGGGAUGUCAAAACCUCCUUCAGCUUACCGUACACCGACUAGGAGAAAUUCAGAGUUUUACGUAUGCCCCACCUUUAUUGGAAGGCUUGGGAAUCAAUUAUUUCAGUUUGCCUCUGGAUUUGGCAUUGCGGCCUCUAAGGAUAUGAAGUUUCUAGUUAGCACAAAUGAUCUGAUAUUCCAAAUAUUUCAACUGAAAAACAGCAGACAUCUAUUUAUAAGUGAAGACAGAGAACGCGAGUGUGUAAAUGCACAAGUCACUAUUGAAAAUCGCGCGUCUUCAUUUGAUAAAAAUGUUGGAAACUUUGCGACGAAUGCAACACAUCAAGUUGGAUAUUAUUUACAAUCUUGGAAAUAUUUUCACAAUUCGUCACAUGAACUUCGAAAGCAGCUUAAAUUUAGGGAUCACGUUCAGACUUUAGCGAAAAAAAUCAUAAAAGAUAUCUUAGAGAAAUAUAAGACAACCAGAGAUAACGUAACUUUAAUUGCUAUCCACAUAAGACGUGGUGACAUGGUUAAUCAUACAUAUGGCUAUUUAGUUGCAUCAAAGGAAUAUUUUGAAAAAGCGAUGAUACUCUUCAGUAAUUAUUCUAAUCCCAUUUAUGUUCUGUGUUCCAAUGAUCUGAAAUGGUCUAGAGCAAACAUUAUGAAAAAAUAUAAAGUUGAGUUUAUUUCUGGGAAUUCACCGGAAGUAGAUUUAGCUUUAAUGGCAUCGUGUGAUCACGUGAUAUCAUCUGUAGGUUCUUUCAGCUGGUGGGCAGGCUGGCUUUCUAAUGGAAAGGUGACGUACUUCAAAUGGCCCGCAAAGGAGGGUUCUGAUCUUCGAGCUGAAUUCAGCUCAGACUAUAUGGAUUAUUUCUACCCACAUUGGACAGGAUUAUAA
Molecule: messenger RNA, 1026 nt
Organism: Saccostrea echinata
Lineage: Eukaryota; Metazoa; Mollusca; Bivalvia; Ostreida; Ostreidae
Product: galactoside alpha-(1,2)-fucosyltransferase 2-like
Exons: 1
Coding region: 1-1026 (341 amino acids)
Biological process (GO): carbohydrate metabolic process
Cellular component (GO): membrane
Molecular function (GO): galactoside 2-alpha-L-fucosyltransferase activity
Source: RefSeq, a predicted model, not a curated record